AUGUUGAGGCUACUAUUGAAGCUGUUCCGGAAGAAACCGGUGGACUGUAAUGAAUUGCAGACGACCAAGCUUUCUCGAGUUCUUACACUAUUGGAUCUCAUACUCUUGGGAGUGGGAAGUACCCUAGGAGCUGGCGCCUAUGUAUUAUCAGGAGAGGUUGCCAAGACAAAGGCAGGUCCCUCAAUUGUUCUGUCCUUCUUCAUAGCAGCCAUUGUAUCAGUACUUGCAGGGCUUUGUUAUGCUGAAUUUGGGGCCCGUGUGCCAAAGACUGGCUCUGCCUAUGUCUAUAGCUACAUCACAGUUGGUGAACUGAUUGCUUUUAUCAUUGGUUGGAACCUCAUCCUGGAAUAUGCCAUUGGAACUGCAAGUGUAGCAAGAGCUUGGACUGCAAAUUUCGACACAUUGGUUGACUAUAAAAUCUCCAAUUUCCUAAACUCCUCCAUGCCUAUUCAUGUUGAUUUCUUAGCGGAAUAUCCAGAUUUCUUUGCGUUGGGUCUGGUGGCAUUACUUACAGUUAUUCUUGCUGUCGGAGUGAAACAAUCUACAAUGUUCAACAGUGUUUUUACAGUCCUCAAUCUCUUUGUACUUACCUAUGUUAUCAUCUGUGGAUUUUUCAACGUUGACUUUAAGAACUGGAGCAUUGACAAAAGUGAAGUACCUUCUGGGUUCGGUGAUGGUGGGUUCAUGCCUUAUGGAAUCUCCGGAAUGUUGUCUGGUGCUGCUACAUGUUUCUAUGGAUUUGUUGGAUUUGACUGUAUUGCUACCACAGGUGAGUUACACUCGAAUCUACUCACCACUGGUGAGUUACAGCUGAGUCUAUUCUUAUUACGGAUGAGUUACACUUGUGUGUAUUCUCAUUAUUGCAUGGUAGGUUCAAUAUUUCCCUUACCCAGGGUUGUAUAUGCAAUGGCUGAGGACCGCAUAAUCUUUGGUGCCUUUUCUAAAGUAUCAGACAAGUUCAAGACCCCUGUCCUGGCAACGUUGGUCGCUGGACUCUUUGCAGGUGUGACUGCUCUCAUUUUUGAUCUCACUGAACUGGUGAAUAUGAUGUCCAUUGGAACUCUCCUAGCUUACACGUUUGUGGCCAAGUGUGUUGUUAUUUUACGUUACAGAGUAAAGGCUUUUGAGAACGAAGAACCAGCAAUGAAACCGGACAAUAUUAGUGCAGCUGGCAACAAUAUUGAGUUUCAAGGAAAAUUUAGUCUGAAGCAACUGAUAAAACCAGAAACAACAUUUCCAACCAAAAUUAGUGAAGCCAUUGUGACAACAACUUCAUCUAUACUCAGUCUGUUUGCAAUUGCUUUGUGCGUUGUCCUGGUGAAUGCAGAAGAUGACCUGACCAGUGGCUGGGCCAUUUACUUGAUUAUUCAGUUCAUAGUCCUCAUCAUUAUUUGCAUGAUAAUUAUUGCUAUGCAGCCAUCCAACACUGCCAACAUCCCAUUCAAAGUGCCACUUGUACCAUUUCUGCCAGAACUUAGUGCUGCUGUGAACAUUUAUCUCAUGCUCAAGUUAUCGCCUUCAACAUGGAUACGAUUUUGUGUAUGGAUGGUUAUCGGCUUCUUCAUAUAUUUUGGCUAUGGUUUCCGAAAGAGCAAGCUUGCUGAGCAGAAGUGAAACUGAGGAGAUCGAAGCACAGGCUGAAUUAACAGGAUUAUAUAAGCAACAUUGAUGACCAAUCUCUAAUAACUUGAAGCAGCUACCAUCUAAAAUAUAUACAUCAUACAUCAUAUAUAUAUGGAAAGAAAUAAGACUAAAAACACAAAAGAUUUGUUU
Molecule: messenger RNA, 1773 nt
Organism: Octopus bimaculoides (California two-spot octopus)
Lineage: Eukaryota; Metazoa; Mollusca; Cephalopoda; Octopoda; Octopodidae
Biological process (GO): L-ornithine transmembrane transport; L-arginine import across plasma membrane
Cellular component (GO): plasma membrane
Molecular function (GO): L-ornithine transmembrane transporter activity; L-lysine transmembrane transporter activity; L-arginine transmembrane transporter activity
Source: RefSeq, a predicted model, not a curated record